This is a messenger RNA of Notolabrus celidotus (New Zealand spotty), 2012 nucleotides long. Its product is annotated as tetraspanin-8-like. The record is from RefSeq and is a predicted model, not a curated record. Lineage: Eukaryota; Metazoa; Chordata; Actinopteri; Labriformes; Labridae. Gene Ontology annotation, cellular component: membrane. The transcript is spliced from 10 exons. The coding region runs from base 256 to 1050 and encodes 264 amino acids.
AUGAACAAUCUGCCUUCAUUUCCCCUCAUUGUGAGAUGUGAAGCCAAAACACUGCCUCGACAGCAAAAGCUAUCUGGCUGGAUGAGCCCAAGGACUGACGUCAAACCCUCUCCGCUAACCAAGACACUCAUUUAACCUACCAAUGCGACGUCAAAGAUCCCUCAGGCUCACCUCUCUCAAUAAAUAGCAUGUGGAUUUCCUGCAUGGAGCAACUUUGAAUUGAAAUCCAACGACCUCGACUUCAAGCGAUUCAAGAUGGGGAGAGCGGACGUGUGGUUGAAGCGGAGUUACAUUACCGCGACAUGUUUAGUCGGGAUUGUCAGUGCCCUGCUGUUAGGGUUCACUCUGUUUAGCCAUGGACAUCUCCACAAUGAAGAAGAGAUAGAGCAGCUGCUUAGCGGCUUAAGUGGCCUGUAUGUUAUUUCUAUCAUACCUCUGCUCUUGAGCAUUAUUGGUGUGUAUGGGGUCUGCAAACAGAAGAAGUGGGCGCUCAUUUCGUUCACAGUUGGGUUGAUCCUGAUCAGCCUGUUGGUGAUUGGUUCCCUGAUUCAUGGACUGACAGCGAUACCUCAGGUGGUUAAAACCUUAAAUAUGCAUUACCAAAGUUUCAAGCCACUGUCUGAUGCCGGUGAUGUCGUCCAAGAACACAUCAGAGAACUGCAAGUGGAACUGCAGUGCUGUGGACUGGAUCAGGGCUAUGUUGAUUGGGGUCAUAAUAUCUCAAAAUCCUGCCUGUGCAUUAAAGGAUCCACUAACCCAUGUGUGGCAGCUCCAGGGAACCUCAUUCAUUUUGAGACAGACGGUGUCCAACCUGUCAUGGUUUAUAAAGAGCCGUGUCUUCCACUACUGAUCGCUCUUCAGGUUACUGUCGUCCAUGUUAUAUUGGGCACAAUGCUGGGAAUCACAUUACUCUGGUUGUUGUCAGUGGUGCUGUGUAUCGUGAUCUUGUGUCGAAUGAAUCGGAAGGAUAACGUCCCCACAGUGGUCUACAGUCCAGAGGCAAAAGCAGGAAACUACAUCACUCUUACGGACACUGUAGAAUACACUUGAGUCUGAGUUUUGGCUGCCUUUCAUGUUAGCCUGAUAUGCUAAGAAGGUUUGUAACAGUGGGACUGGUACAGGGAUAUAUUAUACUAAGAUACAAAAACACAUAUCAAAAGUUGCUUGAGAAUAAGAGCAAGUUUAUUUCUUAUUUUCAAGUUUUUUGUUUGGGUUGUUUUUAAUGUUGGUAUAUAUUGUACAAUAAUUAUCUGACUAUUUCAAUCCUGCAUUAAUAUCAGAUUAGCACAUUUGAUCCAAGACAUACUUCAGACAGAGUUAAUAAUUAACAUGAAGUUGUUAAAUGUGAUAUUAACAACAGAAAGCACUGAUAAAGAUAAUGGUUACUUAAGCUUUAAAAAUAUCUGAUUUUAUUUUUUGGUUUUAUACUUUUUUGAAUAUUUUUAAUCAUAUUUUGCCAAACUUUGUGCAAACGUUUUUUUUUAUACUAUACAUUUUUCCAACUUUUUAAAAUGACAUUUUCCUUUAAGAACCUACUGGAUUACUUGAGCUGUGUUUUGGUCGAUUUUAGUUUUUAAAAUGUAAUGCCAAAAGGAACAUUCAUCAUAAUAUUUGAAUUGCAUGACAGGGUGCAGUUCCAGGAUGGAAUGCAGGAAUACAGACUAAGGAAAAACGCAACUAAUGAUAUGUUUUUGACAUGUUUUUUGUGCCAUAGAAGAAAUUCUAAAUGUACAACCCCUUUUUUUUUUUUUUUUUACAUCAUUGCUGUAUUGUUAUUAAAAAUGUCAAAUUGGUAAUUUCUGUCUUGAUUUUUGGUCAUAAUAAAAUAAUGUAAACAUGCAUGUUUGACAGGUUAUUUGAACUUCAGCGUAGCUUUUGAUAACAACAUACUAACCCCGAUUUAUGUACAAGACAAGCCAAAAGUUUGGACACACCUUCUCAUUCAAUGGUUUUCCUUUAUGACAGCUUUGCACACUCUUGGUAUUCUCUCAGUCUGCUUCAUGAAGUGGUCU